AUGUCCAUGUUCAAAGGGAUGCUGAUAAAGUCUUCCGAGCGAAGCACCAAAGGGAAGAACCCCAAUGCGGGUAAGGGGAGCGCUGCACAAGAGGCACAAUUGAUGAGGGGAAGUAGCACUCUGAGUUCGAAGAGGGGGGAAGCGUAUCUGGACUUGGAGGACUUGGCGCCCAGCUACUGCAGCAGUGUGGCGGGUACUGAUAAAGGUGGUAACCAUCUCCAGGGAGAGGAAGCGGUUACAUUACCCCUGCACGGGGAUAAAGACGAAGACGGGAGCUUCGAAAGUCCAAACGGUUUUUACAAAAUUGCACAAAGUGGAAAUGCCCCCCGGUGUGGCAGCUACGAACGAGGCAGUAACAAUAACGGGUCAGCGAACGGGGUGAAACGCAGCAGUUGCAGCUACCCGAACUGGAGUAAUUCCCGAAAUGAAUACUCAAGUGAACCAUAUAAAGGGUAUCUGGAAUACACAGAAAGGGAUGUAAUAAAGCGAACCGACGGUGCCAUUUCCCCAGAGGGGGGAAUGCAUCACAUAGAAAACUACCCUCAGCAGAUAAUAAACCCGUUGAGUGAUCUGUUAACCCUCAUGAGCGAUUUUUUCAUGCCCAACACAAAGCAAUGGAAUAAACACAAGAUGAAAAAAAUUUUGGACGAACUGACCCAAAAUAAAAUUCACCAAGAUGUGCUAAUCGCUUUGUAUUAUUUUACAUAUGAAGCGUAUGCAAACAGAGUUCUCCUAAACUUGAAGGAAGAAUACAACUGUGAUUUGCUGAUUCACAAAAUUUUGGGGAAGGUACAUAAGAUAAGGAAAAAGAGAAAGAAAUGUAAAGAGCAAGAAAAAGUCCUCAUCAUAAAUGAAAAGCUAGACACAGCCGACGAAAUGCAAAAACAAAUAUUCACCUACAAUUUGGAGUUAACGAAUAUCGAAAAUUAUAUUACCGAUUUAUUUAGGAAAAAAAAACAAGUACAUUGUUGUAACAUUUUUUUGAAGACCUACGUAAAAAAUAUUCUACGCUUGAUUAUUCGUAACAUAUGCACAAAUAAAAAAGAAGAAAAACAAAAAAAAAAAAAAUUUUUUGACGAAAAAAAAAAUGAACUGUGCAUGUGGAAAAAAAAGAUCACACAAAAGGAGGAGGACAUAAAAGCUGAGGAGGAAAACAUAAAAGAGAGAGAACGAAAUGUAGAAGAAUCCAAAGAGGAGUUAAACAAAGCUAUGCAAGUUAUAUCCUCCACGUACGAAAAACAGUUACACGAAGUUGACGAAGAAAUUGACUCCCUUGAUCGAAACAUAAAAGAACUUGAAGAAAUGAUUACUAUUAAAAAAUCGCAAAAGGAAGAAGCCAUAAGGAGUAAGAGAAAAUUAGAGAAAGAGAGAGAAACGGAAAUGAAGACACUUGUGCAGAAGCAGUCUGAUUUAAAUACUUCCAUCAAUUUUAUAAAAAACACCACGUCCCUAAUGGAAGAGAAAAAGAAAUUAGUCGAGGAUGAAAAGGAAAAAACGAAAAAAGCCAUAACCCAUUUGAAGGAAGCCUACCAAACCUGCUGUCAGAGGAAAGCCCAAACGAACCGCUUACUUUCCAAUCUAAAAAAUGUUGUUCGAAAUUUGUCCAAUUCGGAUGAAGAAAGCGAAAACGUGUGUGAAGGUAAUUCAGGGAGGAAGUCCCUGGGAAAUUAUUCCGAAGUAGCGGAUGGAAAGGACAGUUCCCCUGCGUCUGAUGAAAAUGCACACACCAAUAAUGCUACAAACACGCAAGGGCAGGGGCAGCAGCAGGGGCAGCAACAGGAGAAGGAACACGAGAAGGAACAGGAACAGCCGAGGCAACACUUGGAUACCUCCAAAUUGCUGAAAAAAAUAUUCAUUUUAAAGAAGAAUAUUUUCCAAGUGGAAAAAAAUAUGAACAGCAUUAAAGGAAAAAAAAAAAAACUCACAAUCGACAUCAGCCAAUUUAAUUGCGAAAUGGACAACAUAAAUAUUAAGAAGGAAAAUCUGAAGAACAAAAAGAAAAUACUUCUGAAAAAUAAAAUGCUAAGUGAAAUUAAGAACACCAUUAACGAGUUGGAGAAAUUGGACGAAACGGAAGACGUCAUUUUGAAGCAACUCGAGGAGGCAAAGGCGGAGUUGAGUCUGUUAAGGAAGGACCACCUUCGCAUGAAGGAACAGAAAGAAGAAUUAAAGCGCAGAUUAUUUCGCCAAGAAAAGAAGUUGCUCAAGUGGGAAAUACGCCACGUGCGGGGAGGCCUAAAUCAUGACGAGGGGGCAGACAAUGUGGUAACAUCUCCCCCAGCUGAGGAAGUGGUAAGCGUGCCCGUAGACAUGGCUAACGGCGAGGCGGGCGACGUGGUAACCUCCCUGGAGGAAGAACUCAACCAGGAGGAAGCGUUUCCAUUUUCUGAGGAAUCGGAGCAGUCAGAGGGGGGCGAAUCAAUUGUCUCCUUUAGUGAGAUGCUGAACCAGUUGGAUAGGAUAAGUACACACGGCGAAGAUGAGGACGAUCAAAAUAUCUCGAGCGACCAAGGGGGGAGUACCCAAGAGGAAGAAGACACCUCGCAGAGUGAGGGGGAAGAGGUGGACCGAGGAGGAGAUGCCGGAACCAGCCAAGCUGAGUGUCCCCUUCCAAGUGAUGAAGAGAAAAGUGGCCCAUCGGAGGACAACUCUGACAGUGGUGGCUAUGGCGACCACGCACAAGUCGUUGCAGAUGUUAUGCCCAAUGGGCGGGAAGCAAACACAAGCGAUUCCUGCCCACCAAUGAAUUCACAGAGCAGAGACCCACUGAAACGAUUGGAAAAGUUAAAACAGGAGGAGAGUUGCACCUUCGAAAGGAUGCUAGAGAAGUACAAAACCAUAUGCAGUGUAAGUGAAAGUGUAGACCACCUGAUGUUGGAAAAAGAGGUUCGACAUAUUUACAAGGACAUAAUAAGGGAGCAAACCAUUUUUAAAAACAAAAAAUUGCUCACCUUAAGGAACAGAAAAAGAGUCCUCAAGAGGUACUACCACUAUGUGUCGGACAACAGUGAGGAGGAGGAUCUGAAUGGAUAA
Molecule: messenger RNA, 3033 nt
Organism: Plasmodium fragile
Lineage: Eukaryota; Apicomplexa; Aconoidasida; Haemosporida; Plasmodiidae
Exons: 1
Coding region: 1-3033 (1010 amino acids)
Source: RefSeq, a predicted model, not a curated record